Molecule: messenger RNA, 1091 nt
Organism: Cucumis sativus (cucumber)
Lineage: Eukaryota; Viridiplantae; Streptophyta; Magnoliopsida; Cucurbitales; Cucurbitaceae
Product: ER membrane protein complex subunit 4
Exons: 5
Coding region: 203-745 (180 amino acids)
Biological process (GO): protein folding in endoplasmic reticulum
Cellular component (GO): EMC complex
Source: RefSeq, a predicted model, not a curated record
ACUAGUAAAUAUUCGGACUUAUUAUUAUAAUUAUUAUUAUUAUAAAAUCAUUUCCUUCUUAGUUUUGGUAUUGGAAAUUAAAAGAGAUAUUAAUCUGGUUGAAAUUUUCGGACCAUAAACCUUCAAAAGGAUCUGAAUCUAAGCGUCUAAGUGAAUCAACUCCAAACUCCACCAUCGGAAAAUCAGGAACCCCGUAAUCUGAAUGGAAAAGGGCAAGGGUUUGAUGGUGGACAGCCGGCGAUGGGCCGUCGAUUUCUCCGACAAUUCUUCGUCGAAUUCAACUCGCGAUAUUCCUGAUCCACCCGGUUUCACUCGUGCUUCUCAAGAUCAAGACGAUUCCACUCUCAGUCGCCAGAAGAAGGAUGCCGAAUCCAAUUGGAAGGCUCAGAAAGCUUGGGAAGUGGCCCAGGCGCCGUUGAAGAAUUUGUUCAUGAUGGGAUUCAUGAUGUGGAUGGCUGGAAGCACUGUUCAUUUAUUUAGCAUUGGCAUCACAUUUUCAGCUCUUUGGCAACCCAUAAGCGCCCUGCAAGGCGUUGGAAAGGUUUUUGAGCCUUACAAGGACAGUAAAGUAGAUCUUCUUGGACCUAAGUUGCUCUUUAUUGCUCUCAACCUCGGAGGUUUAGCAUUAGGUGUUUGGAAGCUUAACACUUUGGGGCUUCUGCCAACACAUAUAUCAGACUGGGUUUCGUCACUACCACCUGCUCAGGAGGUCGAAUUUUCUGGUGGUGGGAUUUCUCUUCGCUAAGAUGCACAACAUCAUUUCAUCUGCUAACGACAGUGAAACCAACAGAGAAUCAUAGAGCCACUUGUUGAGGAUCGAACUUCAUGGAUGGAUUGCUCGUGUUGUGCAUGAACGUGAUUAUAAGUCUUUAUAUUAUGCCUGCAUGGAUUGUGCUUGAUCAAGAACAGUGUUAGAGAUGUGCUGAGGGCACAGCUAUUGUUUAUGAUACUCAGUUUUCUUUAAAAGAUUAGAUCCUGCUAGUAAAAAAUAUUACUGACUGGUAAAACCAUCCCAUAGUUUGCUAAUUCCUUGCUCUGUAUGCCCAAGAACAAAAUGCUUUACAUGGAAUAUGGUUUAACAUUUUUUUUAA